Molecule: messenger RNA, 246 nt
Organism: Eruca vesicaria subsp. sativa (arugula)
Lineage: Eukaryota; Viridiplantae; Streptophyta; Magnoliopsida; Brassicales; Brassicaceae
Source: the annotation of a GenBank genome assembly
AUGAAUGCUCAACCAAAAAAUAGUGACCCGCCAAAAUCUGAAGUGGAGACUGCUAGACCAAACAUGAAGAGUGUAGUGAUUGACACUGCAACAGAGACUAGAAAAAUUUCAAGUCAAGCUACCAAGAAGAAAUCACAGCAGGCUGGUGCAUCGGUUGAUACUGAUAGCUUUCUGGAAUCAUUGGGACUCGAAAAAUACUUGACAGCUUUCCAAGUGGAAGAAGUUGUACUAUUUGCUUGUACUUGA